This is a messenger RNA of Bombyx mandarina (wild silkworm), 1508 nucleotides long. RefSeq lists its product as uncharacterized. The record is from RefSeq and is a predicted model, not a curated record. Lineage: Eukaryota; Metazoa; Arthropoda; Insecta; Lepidoptera; Bombycidae.
GCACAGAAUACCGCAGGGUUUGGUUAGUGGCGCACGCUUCGGUCCGCUGCGUAGGCACAUUCGAGCGCGGUUAGAAAAGCAAAAACAAAAUUUACCGUGAAUUAAAACAGUGCAGUGCAUCGCCUGACUAAUCGAGUCCCUAACGAGUCCCAGGAUCUGACUGAAACAUAAUGGGGCGCUACCGACUUUUAUUUGUGGUUGUAAUAACAAUUCUGGGUAUCCAAAGCGGUCGCAGCGACUCUCUCUCGGAUAUGACCAAUCGCGACGAAAGUUCCGCUCUAGCGAAAGAAGUUAAAGAUAACAGCCGUUACAAAACACUUGAAGCAAAUGCUAUUAUGUCGAAAUUGCUUGUUGAUGACAAAGACGGAGUUAGCAGGUCAGAAGUCUUUGAUAUGCUACAUUCUCGUGAUGAUAGUCCUGAUAACUUCGACUUGCCGACUUUCCCUGAAGACGUGGAAGACAUGAAGAGCGAAGUUCCCGGUUUGCCUGAUUCACAGGCUGAAUUUUUACAGGUUGCUGACAGUGAGGUACGUAAAGAUUCACAAAAGCUGCGAAGACCAGCGAAACGGGAAGAACCAGUUGGUCUUGCAGCUGGAAUUAUGGUUAUUGUCACCUGUAGUAUUGUAUUCGUCGCCUAUUCCGCAUUAAUUAUCUGGAGAAGGAUAUAUUUAAAAAGAAACGGUCUCAAGCAUGAACUUUUAAGAAACGAAGAGGUUGUUGCUGAAACAAGAAUAGAGUUGUGAAGAUCUCUAGACAGUCAUCGUUAAUGAGAAAAAUAAAUUCAAGAUCGAGCCGAGAAAAUAGGAAAACUUAAGACUGAAUUCUUUAGGUCGUUAGAAUUUUAUUCGUAGCGAUUUUAUUUAGAAACAAAUAGUUGCGUGGCUGUUCGUUAAGUAGUAUUCUUUGGAAUGAUAGUAAUUUUAAAUGCAAAAAUUAUGUAAAAUUAUUCUAUUUAUUAAAAAAUGAUUUUGCUAGAGUCGCCUGUGAAUGCUUAGCAGCUUUCAGUAACGUCUUCAAUAAUUCGGAAGCCUAUUAUUAUUAUUGUAAACAUUUAAAGAAGUGAGAUAACGCUAUUUUGAUAUGCAUCUUAAAAGUUUAAGCUUGGUCCCGUUGCAUCAAAUUAAUUCAAAGCAUUCGUUACAUAGGUACUCACAUAUACUUGUGACGUAUUUUAAAGGGAAAUCUUUUUAAGACCGGGAAAAAUUAAUCACUACUAUACUACUUGUCGCCUGUUUAUCAGGAAAUAAGUAAAACUUGAUCAAACAAAAAACAAUCCUUAUUUUUUUUUUAAUAUUCGUUACUGUAAGGUAAAUUACUAUAAUCAAUAUGUAAGUGCCAUACCCAAUAUUACACUUCUCAUAGGCUACUCUUUUAUGUAAAUACCACGACUACUAUAUUUUUGGAAUGGCAUCACGAUUUAUAUAAGUUUAAUUGAAGUCAAUUUAUGUCUGUGAUGUAAUAAUUAUCUCGUAAGGUUUUUUUUCCAAAAUAAUUUAAAUAAAACAUAA